GCCGGGGGGGCGGGGCCGAGCCGAGCGCACGGCUGGAUGGCAGCGCCCGCACGAGGCGCGGAGGCGGCGCUGGCGCACGGUAACUACAAACUGAUCAUUUAACUUGAUCAAGAAUCUUUCAGAGGAUUGAAGUUACUGGUCAGUAACUUCUUAAGUCUUCUGUCAACUUUUUUUUUCUUUUUAUAAAGAGAUCGGACAGCCUGGCUGAGACUACUUAGCGAUGACAAAACAUAAGCUUCUGUUUGAUGGGACACUUUCCUUGUUUAUGAUCGUGGCCUGUGAAGCUCAGCAGCUCCUGAGGAGUCAAGUUGCUGCUAGUUCUGGUCCUCAGUGUGAGAAGGAGGCAGAGUCUUGGGGAAACCUUUUCAGCAGCGAACGGCUGGAUGCCUGUAUCUGUUCCCUCAUCGGUUCAUUCAUGGUGGGGCUGAGUGGGGUCUUCCCCUUGCUGGUGAUUCCGCUUGAGACAGGAGCUGCUCUGCGGUCAGAAGCUGGAUCACAGCGUUUGAAGCAGUUGUUAAGUUUUGCAGUUGGUGGACUACUAGGGAAUGUUUUUCUGCACCUGCUUCCUGAAGCCUGGGCCUACACAUGCAGUGCAACGACAGGAGAAAGGCAGAGCUUUCAGCAGCAGAAGCUUCUGGGUCUCUGGGUGAUCAUUGGUUUCCUGACCUUCCUGGUGCUAGAGAAGAUCUUCCUAGAGAGAGAAGAGGAGCGCCCUGGUGUGGGCUUUGAUUCCAAAACACCAGCUGGAAAGAUUCACAAUGGAAGUGGCUACUCCCUGCCUAAGGUGGCAGGCCAAUCCCAAAGAGCAGGAACAGGUUCAACUCAGUGUAAUGGCUCCUCUCUCCAGUCUUAUCCAACAGAUAACAGAAUCAAGAUUAGCGGAUACCUCAAUUUGCUGGCUAACACCAUUGAUAACUUUACACACGGCUUGGCAGUAGCAGCCAGCUUCCUGGUCAGCAGAAAGGUUGGAUUCCUAACCACGAUGGCUAUUCUCCUGCAUGAAAUCCCACAUGAGGUUGGAGACUUUGCAAUCCUACUUCGGGCUGGCUUUGAUCGCUGGAGUGCUGCCAAAAUGCAGCUUUACACAGCUCUGGGGGGGAUUCUAGGAGCCUGCUUUGCAAUAUGUGCUCAGUCACCAAAAGGAGCAGGGGAAACAGUAGCCUGGAUCCUCCCUUUCACUUCUGGAGGAUUUCUGUAUAUUGCCUUGUUAAAUGUUGUGCCAGAUCUCCUAGAGGAAAAGAAUCCUUGGAACUCCCUGCAGCAAAUUCUGCUCUUGUGUACAGGCAUUACAGUCAUGGUGCUACUCUCGCUUACAACUGAGUGACCUCUGCGCAGACCUCACGAUGCCUCCCAGAGUCACCACAGUGACUCUGAGCUGUUAAAAAGCAAUAAGGAACACUAAUAUUACUUCCUAUGUGUAUGUGUGCAGAUCUGGCUGCUAGUAUGAGAAGCAGGUGAGAGAGAGAUCUGUGUAUGCAGGACUUCAUUCCCUGGCUUUCCUUUUUCCCCGUUUAGGUAAAAUCCACGCAUCAGGGCUUCUGAGUUUUCUUUGAGGUUUUUUGUUUGGUUGGUUUUGUUUUGUUUUUUUUUUAUUUUGUUUUUUUAUGGAACAAAACAUACAGUGAACAGAAAUGAACUGAACAACUGCUCCCCAGUGAAUUGAUAAUUUGGUUCAUUCUGAUGGAACUGCACCUCCCAGGCUCUCGUGUGAAAACAACAGAGGUGUUUCCUGUAGGUGAUGAAGAGGAAGGAGUUUUCCUACCACUCUAAGGGCUGGAGGCAGAACACCAUGGCACAGCAACAAUAUAACAGUUUUAGCCACAAUUCCCUACUUAUGAGAAGUUAUGGUGCUAUGACAUAGAAGGGACAAGACCCUUUCCAACUUGAUCUCCAGCUUUUCAUUGACAUCAGUUGUUCCUGAAGGUAGUAAGUCUCAGCAGUCCACCUCUUUGAUCUGUUUUGUAUUUGUUUAUAUUGAAAUCAAGCCAAAUUCUUGAGGCACUUUAGGAUGGGUAACUAAAAUUAAAUGGCUCAGCUUGAAGAUUACUCACCUCAGUCCUAACCACUUCAACAACCAGAACAGCCUAACUGUUUAUUUGAAAAAUGGUCAGUAAAUGUUUCUUCUUUUGCCAUGCUACCAGCUCACCUACAUCUGGAAGGAAAGCCGUGUAGCUGUUGUGACUGAGCUCUUUCUCCUUGUAACCUUUAGCUGAACACGGCUCUGAGUCUGCUCUCAAAACCCAGCUUCCCCACCAUCUGCCCCAUGUUUCAGAGCCCUCCUGAAGUGUAGCAUGUUAGCCCUGCCUGGCAUGCUAUUGCAGCCCUGGGCUGCCAUGGCAAAGGUUUGGGCAGUAGUUGGAUACUGCAGACUGGUCAGCAGCUGAAACCCUGGUUAGCUUUUCCUCUGUUCAGUGUAGACAGUUUAAAAGCAUGCUGUAACCAAAAAUACAGAUAGUAGCCUCUUUUGGGGCUUCUUACCUCACAGCGGAGUUAGCUUCUUACCUCACAGUGUUGGGGGUGAAUGGUUAAGAAAUAAUAGUGACAGACCUUAAAGGCAGGUGCACAGCAGCCGAGAGUACUGGAGGGAUGUUGAAAUGGAAAGGGCAGACCUGCUGUUCAAAAUGUUUUUUAAAAAUGCAUCUGGAAAAGCAUUGUGCUAAGUAAGGAGAGGAGGAGAUAUGAAAGGGUGACAAUAAGUAUGCUUUAAGAGGAGAUUUCUAUUGUGUGAUGGUUGGGAUAAAAUUGUUGGCUGUUUGAUACAAAUAAAUGACAUUUCUAGCACUUUUCCUGCAUCCCAGCUCACAGGGCUGACCAGGCCAUUGUUGGACAGGGAUAUGUUGUUGCCACAGAGGUGAGCACAGUUACUAGAGUAUCCCUUCUGCAGAGCUUAUCCUGGCUUUGCUUAAAUCUGGUCAAAAACUGGUCUAAUUGAACCAGACAGUCAUUGGAAACAAAACAGGUACCGCACUGUGAAUUACACCAACUCAACUCAUUUUUUUAACAGCUUUAGUAAACCAGUACAGCUCUCCAGUCUGCAGUGGGGCCUUCCUUAUCAAGAGGGUGAUUUGGGUCAGAACAAGGAGGCAGGUAUGUUGCCCACAGCAGAGGCAUUUACUUCCCUAAGAGAUUCCUGAACUGUUGACACAGUUCUUUUUUUAUGACAGCUCCUGUCCUACUUUUCAGAGAGCGCUGGAUGGAGAGCUCAGGCUUGCAGCUCUCUCUGCCCAGGAGCUGCUGUCUACAAUUUUUGUAGCUUUCCUUACCUUGGGCUUACAUCAGUAACUAGUUUCACUGAAACAAAGAGGAAGGCUUAGUCUGAUGUUGUUUCUUAUUUUAUUCCUCUUUACAAAGUUGCCUUCCUUUGCCAAUUGCUCCUUCUGUCAUUCAGUUGUCAGAAAAACUGAAGGUAGCAUCCAAUUCCUGCUUUCCUGGAAGGAGGAUUAAUCUGAUUAGCCUGCAGGGACUGGUGGAGUAUGCUAACCCGCCUUACUUUGGGGUGUUCUCUGCCACCCCUUCUCUAGGGACUGAAGUAGGGCUCUGGAGGAAAUGGCUUUACAUGGAAAAAUGUCUGCUGUUCUUGAGAUAUCUUUCUCAAAAUGAGGCUGGUAUUUAAGAUGGGACAGGUGAGUGCCCAUGAGUUGGCGUUGUUACAUCAGCACUGAGCCUUGCCAGGACUGAAAACCACAGUCGAGACUUUGUGCUUAACGUUUAGGAAUGCAAAGUGGAUGACAGUGAAGAAAGAAUUCCUGAAUUUUCUCAGUUGCUACCACAGGCCUGGAGAGUCUCUGUGGUUCUUGGGAAGAUACCCUGGUAGGAGUUUAGCACAGGGUUUGUGGGAGGGAGGAGCUUAUUAGUUUUCCACUAAGUCAGCCCUGGCGUUGUGGAUGGAGAGCCUUGGGAGAACAUGGAGCAACACUCCGCCACAUUUGUCACUUUCGGAAAUGCAGAGAGAAUUGUAUUUUCUAGCUCUAUUUUUUCAGCUGCUCUUAUGCAUUUUCCUGCUUCAUCUGUAUUGAUCUGCUCUGCAUGGAGACAAUAGAGAUGAAAUAAAUGGUUUUCUGUGUGGGUUUGUGGUUGUUUUUUUUUUUUAUGUUGAAGCUACAACUUGUCAUUGAAUUACAAAUUCAAAUUUUGUUGAAUUAGAGCUCGAGAAGUCUGGGCUCUGUCUUGCCCUUCUUCCUACUCCUCAGACUUUCACAAUUGAAAGAAAACUUUCUAAUGUGGUUUGCUGUGCAGUUCCUACUGCUGUGGCACCGUAGGCUGGGAGCAGUGUGGUCUGAUCAUAGUCCUUGCCUGCUAGUCUGGGUUCCCUGAAAAGCAUCACCAAGUGAGUUGCUCCUCUUUGAGCAGAGAGCUUGCGUGGUAACUGACUAUCCAGAGAGUUUUGCAACCGUACUUUGUUGUGUUCAGUGAUUUUUAUUUUUAUUUUUUUCAUUUUAAAUCGUCAAGGCCUAUGUGGUAUCAGCUGAUACUACAUCGGUUGUCUGCCAUGUGGGACAAAGUCACACGUGUCAUAGUGUGUAGGAAUUGCCCAGAAAGGAGUAAGGGGAUUUUCUCUACUCUUCAAAAACACAGUUCAGAGGAUGUCUUAUCCCAUUCUUUAAUUAAAAUAUUUUCAGCCUAUAAAUACUGAGUGGUAGAACAUGGCUCUCAGUUCUUACUGGAAGUCUUCUUUAAGAAGAAGGAAAACCAUAGCCCAAGAGCUGGAAGAAGAUGAAGGGGGGUAGGUGAUCAAGGGCAUGUUUUCAUAAUCUGGGGGAUUUGACAGCAAUGUGCACUUUGGAAUCUGUCCCUUUUUUUGUCAUAAUGCUGUCUCUGGUUGUGCUGGUACUGAGUCUCCCUCCACCAUCCUUUUUUCCUUCUCAAAAGCUAUUAAAAAUAACAUGGAUUAAUCAUCUGCCCUGGUUCGCAGGCUCUACAAAAGAGCGGCUCUAACACAGUUGCAGUAGCACUGAGAGGAGAAUAAUUGGAAAGAGUCUCGUACAUGGGAACUUCUAAGGUGAUGGUCUUGCCAAAACCCCUCUCUUCUGAAACUAUAGCCCAAGAAACAGAUGUUAAGAGUAGGAUUGCAGAGUUAGGAAACAUGAAUGUUUGGAUAUUUCCAGGAACGAGCUUUUACAAUUGAAGGAUUUUUUCCAUGUUAUCUAGAGCAGCGAUUGUAUUAGAAAAUUCUUUUGACAGUAGCCCUUUCAAUUUGUCUGCCUUGAAGGCACUAAUGUGCAGCUGCAUGGACGGUAAUCCCAUCUGUCCAGUGCGAACUGCUGAAGAGGAUCAUGCUGAAAUGCAGAUAAAACAAGCUUUCUCUGUGGUUGCUGCAUGUUUCCACCAGGCAUAGCGCUCUGGGGAGAGAUGUACUUCUCUGUUCUGGGCAGAGUCCCUGGCAGAAACGCUUGGGAGGGCAUUUAGGUUGUGCUCUAUGUGGAUGAAAGAGCAGGAAGUGACAAGGACAGCCGAAGGGAGGAUCAGAAUCUCUUUCAUUUGAACAGUUGCUCCUGGGAAACAAAGUACUUCUAACAAACAAAACUAAGGAUUUUAAAACUGGUCAUUAGAUUUAGACUUAUCGCUAUGCUAUCUAGUGAUAAGGUAGGGUGAGGGGUAGUGGUUUUAAGCUGAAAGAGGGGUGGUUUAGAUCAGAUAUUACGAAGAAUUUUUUUAGUGUGAGUGGUGAGGGACUGGAACAGAUUUCCCAGAGAAGUUCUGGGUGCCCCAUUUGUGGAGGUGUUUAAGGCAAGGUUGGAUGAGGCAUUGAGUAACCUGACCUAGUGGAACGUGUCCCUGCCCAUGGCAUGGCAUUGGAACUGGAUGAUCUUUAAGGUCCCUUCCAACCCAAACCAUUUUAUGAUUCUAUGAUCAUUUUAUCUGGAGGCCAGAACUGGAAAGCCAAUGCCCAAAACACUAGUGUAGGAGACUGGUUGUGCUG
Messenger RNA from Cuculus canorus (common cuckoo), 5920 nucleotides. It is a transcript of the gene SLC39A13, whose product is annotated as solute carrier family 39 member 13. Gene Ontology annotation, molecular function: zinc ion transmembrane transporter activity. The coding region runs from base 221 to 1324 and encodes 367 amino acids. Lineage: Eukaryota; Metazoa; Chordata; Aves; Cuculiformes; Cuculidae. The transcript is spliced from 11 exons. Gene Ontology annotation, cellular component: membrane. The record is from RefSeq and is a predicted model, not a curated record. Gene Ontology annotation, biological process: zinc ion transmembrane transport; intracellular zinc ion homeostasis.